AUGCCAGAAACCAGAGCAAAUAAUUAUAACAAAAAAACUUCUUACGUUCCAAAAAAUAACAAAAGAGUCCAACAAAAAAACAGUGCCAGAUAUUUUACUAGCUCUCUCGUAAAUAUAAAUGAACAAACUUUAUUAGAAACUCCCUUUAUAAAUAAUAAAAAACAAAAAAUAACUACUGAAACUAUGGAUAUUUCUUUCCCAAAAGUUAUUAAUGAAGUCAUUGAAAACAUUAUCCUGUCUACUGACAAUAACAACCAAACACUUUCCAACACUAGAAAUGACAAUACAACUAAUACUUUCAAUAUAGAAAUAGAUAACAUAGUUUUCUCGACUUUUAACUCUACAGAAAAAAUAUAA
Funneliformis mosseae is the source of this 357-nucleotide messenger RNA. NCBI's taxonomy places the organism in Eukaryota, Fungi, Glomeromycota, Glomeromycetes, Glomerales, Glomeraceae. The record is from the annotation of a GenBank genome assembly.